AUGAGUCAAGCAGCUACACAAGUACUUCUUGCAGAGACAUGGAAUGAAAAUAUUGAUCCAACUGGAUGGUGGAUGAGUGAAAAACUUGAUGGUGUUCGAGCAUAUUGGAGUGGAAGUAAUUUUUAUUCUCGUCAAGGGAAUCUAUUUCAUGCACCUGAUUUCUUCAAGGCAGCACUUCCUAAAGUACCAUUAGAUGGAGAAAUAUGGUGUGGCCGUGGGCUGUUUCAAAAGUGUAUUAGUAUUGUAAAAAAGCAAGCAAAUAAAGUUGUACCGGAUGAUUAUAAACUUCUAACUUAUUUAGUUUUUGAUGCACCAUCACACGGUGGAAAAUAUGAAGAUCGUGUUAAAUGGUUACAAGCUAAUGUUCCACAAGAUGAUGAUAAAUGUUAUGCGACUAUAGUCGGCAUUAAAAAAUGUCAAGGAGCUGAUGAUCUCAAACAAUGUUUAGCGAAUGUAAAUGCAGCAGGUGGAGAGGGAAUUAUGCUUCGUAAACCAGGUAGUCUUUACGAAAAUAAACGUUCAUCUACAUUACUUAAAGUAAAAACAUUUUAUGAUGAAGAAGCAUUAGUUAUUGGUCAUAAACCUGGUAAAGGUAAUUGUACAGGAAUGUUAGGUGCUCUUGAAUGUCAAUUACCUAAUGGAAAACGAUUUGAUGUUGGUAGUGGAUUUAAUAUGGAUCAACGACGAAAACCACCAAAAAUUAAAUCGGUUAUUACAUUUAAAUUUCAAGAAUUGUCCAAUGCUGGUAUUCCACGUUUUCCAGUAUUUCUUCGAAUGCGUACUGAUUUAACAUGGAAUGAUGUUCUUGAAGCAGCUAAAACAAAAAAACCGGUUAGUGUUAUACAAAAAGUUGUACCAACGACAAAAUUAUCUAAACAACAUUCAAUAUUAUUUUCUGUUAUUCCAUCACGUGAUGUGAAAAGCGGAAAAAAAAUUGUUACAUCCGAUGAUGAAGAUGAAGAAACGCAAGUACCAUCAUCAUCAUCGACAAACAAGAACAAAAAAGAUACCCGUGAACUAUGUCAAUAUGGAGACAAAUGUUAUCGAACAAAUCCUGAUCAUCUUAAACAAUAUCAACAUCCAACGGUGAAAUCAAAAUCUAAAUUAACGAAAUCUAAAACAAAACCACCAUGUACAUUUGGAUCAAAAUGUAAUCGGCAAAGUUCAGUUCAUUUAGCAAAUUUUUCUCAUCCUUCAAAAUCUGAAUCUCAUGAUCCAAUUGAUAUAGCUGCACAAGAAGAAUUACUUGAUCCAGAUGAUUUAGUUGAAAUUGAAGAACCUGCAUCACCAACAACAACUGAUAAUUUACUUGUUAAAGAUAAAAAUAAAGAUCGUCAAUUUGAUACGAAUGAUGAUGAUGAUGAUGAUGAUCAACCAAGUACGAUCAAUAAAAAAACAACGAAACGAAAACGAAAUCUUGAAGAAAAACCAACAGUUAGAUCAACUAGAAAACGUAUUAAAAAAUCUUAA
Molecule: messenger RNA, 1470 nt
Organism: Adineta steineri
Lineage: Eukaryota; Metazoa; Rotifera; Eurotatoria; Adinetida; Adinetidae
Source: the annotation of a GenBank genome assembly